This is a messenger RNA of Alexandromys fortis (reed vole), 384 nucleotides long. RefSeq names its product 40S ribosomal protein S25-like. Gene Ontology annotation, molecular function: structural constituent of ribosome. The transcript has a single exon. NCBI's taxonomy places the organism in Eukaryota, Metazoa, Chordata, Mammalia, Rodentia, Cricetidae. Bases 19 to 384 code for a protein of 121 amino acids. Gene Ontology annotation, cellular component: cytosolic small ribosomal subunit. The record is from RefSeq and is a predicted model, not a curated record.
CACUCUCCGAACUUCAUCAUGCCGCCCAAGGAUGACAAGAAGAAGAAAGAUGCCGGAAAGUCGGCCAAAAAAGACAAAGAUCUAGUAAAUAAGUCCGGUGGCAAGGCCAAAACGAAGAAGUGGUCCAAAGGCAAAGUUCGGGACAAGCUCAACAAUCUAGUCCUGUUUGACAAGGCUACAUACGACAAACUCUGUAAGGAAGUGCCCAACUAUAAACUUAUUACUCCAGCCGUGGUCUCUGAGAGACUGAAGAUUCACGGUUCCUUGGCCAGGGCAGCUCUUCAGGAGCUCCUUAGUAAAGGGCUUAUCAAGCUGCGAGCCCAAAUAAUUUACACCAGAAACACAAAGAGUGGAGAUGUCCCAGCUGCUGGUGAAGAUGCAUGA